Molecule: messenger RNA, 578 nt
Organism: Frankliniella occidentalis (western flower thrips)
Lineage: Eukaryota; Metazoa; Arthropoda; Insecta; Thysanoptera; Thripidae
Product: centromere protein X-like
Exons: 4
Coding region: 181-438 (85 amino acids)
Biological process (GO): kinetochore assembly; DNA repair; resolution of meiotic recombination intermediates
Cellular component (GO): FANCM-MHF complex; Fanconi anaemia nuclear complex
Molecular function (GO): protein heterodimerization activity
Source: RefSeq, a predicted model, not a curated record
UACUAACGUAUCGUGUCUUAUUUUACCUGAAUGUAGUAUUGCUAUACUAAAUUAUAUUUGAAGGAUUGAUGUCGUUCAGAGGGAAUUCAAAUACGAAGGAUACUGUUGGCGAUUGCGUUCCGGAAGGUUGCCCACUUUUAAAAGCAGCAGGUCGUAUUGCAGCGGGACGCAAGCAGAAAAAUGAACGCGAAAGAUACUGUCUCUGACAUAAGCGCCACAGUAAGACUCGAAGCCAUCAAGCACAUUCUUAAACAACAGUUCAAGGACCAAAGGACUAGAAUCGGUGACGAUACAGUGAGGUUGGUGGGGGAAGUUGUGCAACUACUAAUUGUGGAGGCUGCAGCUAGGUCAUGCAACCAAGCUCUGCUCGCAGGUCUGUCAGUUGUCGAAAUGGAACAUGUUGAACGAGUUCUGCCCAAAUUGCUCCUGGACUUUUGAAUGUAAGAUUUGCUCUGGAAAAAUUGAGGUGUUCAUGUGUCACUUGUGUAUCAUGCUGCAAUAGCAUUUUGACCUCAUGGAAAGAAAGUGUUAGAGGUUUAAGGUGAUAGGUAAAUAAAAAAAUUGGAACUAAAAAAAAA